AUGCGUGCUUCAACAAUCAUAGUCUCGAUUGGAUCAUCCCUCUUGGCCGCCGCCACAUACGUACCUCCCAGUCCACCAAUAAACCCAACCAUCAACAACCCAUGGACCGUGACGGACUUCACGAAAUCAGGCCCAUUUGGCCAGGAAGUAGCCACGUUCCGUGUGACGGCGCCUGACAAUUAUGUCACAGGCGUACGAGGACUUGAUGUACUUUGCGAAGGGGUCCAGUACGGGCUUGAUCGGGACACUGAGUGCGCGUCUGACGCGACGUUCCGCCUCGAGACCAGCAUAUCCUAUCAGGAGUCAUACCCGAAGGUCCAAUUCAAACUCAACCACGUCCAGAUCGACCCCUCGACCGUUACGAUCGUGACGAGCGAAGAUUUUGUCCUACCCGCCGACACCUUCGAGCUUGACGUCGACACGGUGGCUAUUGGUCUUUAG
This is a messenger RNA of Xylaria bambusicola, 441 nucleotides long. RefSeq lists its product as uncharacterized. The transcript has 2 exons. The coding region runs from base 1 to 441 and encodes 146 amino acids. The record is from RefSeq and is a predicted model, not a curated record. NCBI's taxonomy places the organism in Eukaryota, Fungi, Ascomycota, Sordariomycetes, Xylariales, Xylariaceae.